GGGAGAGCAGAUAUAGUGAAUGCAGGUUCUGGGGAGAGCAGAUAUAGUGAAUGCAGGUUCUGGGGAGAGCAGAUAUAGUGAAUGCAGGUUCCGGGGAGAGCAGAUAUAGUUAAUGCAGGGUCCGGGAGAGCAGAUAUAUUGAAUGCAGGGUCCAGAGAGAGUGGAUAUAGUGAACGCAGGGGUCCGGAAAGAGCAGAUAUAGUGAACGCAGGGUCCGGGGGCGAGCAGAUUUAGUGAAUGCAGGGUCCGGGGAGAGCAGAUAUAGUGAAUGCGGGGUCUGGGGAGAGCAGAUAUAGUGAAUGGGUCCGGGGAGAGCGGAUAUGGUGAAUGCAGGGUCCAGGGAGAGCGGCUAUAUUGAAU
This is a messenger RNA of Staurois parvus, 360 nucleotides long. The record is from the annotation of a GenBank genome assembly. Lineage: Eukaryota; Metazoa; Chordata; Amphibia; Anura; Ranidae.